Messenger RNA from Olea europaea var. sylvestris, 1304 nucleotides. Its product is annotated as armadillo repeat-containing protein 7-like. The record is from RefSeq and is a predicted model, not a curated record. Gene Ontology annotation, molecular function: protein binding. Lineage: Eukaryota; Viridiplantae; Streptophyta; Magnoliopsida; Lamiales; Oleaceae. The transcript has 6 exons. The coding region runs from base 350 to 979 and encodes 209 amino acids.
UUCGGUGAUGAGAAAUUGUGAAAGCUGUGCAAAAUAUGCUACUAUAAUUCUUGACGAUGUCUUGGAUGGGCUACAAAUCUCAAUUAUUAGCAAAAAAUCGUGUCGCAAGAGUGCACGCAAAGUGUUCUAUAAAAUGCCUAGCGUGGAUUUUCAUUAUUCAAAGGCCUUACUAUCGUUUUCUUAAAAUUAGUAGAGUGUUCAUUAAGAGCUUAUUGUUAAGAGCUUCAAGAAUUAGAUUUAAACAGAAAGAUAAUAAAAGAAAACAUAAGACCAUUGUUCCCUUCUUGUUAGUAUCUUAUUUACCUUUCAAACUGUAAUCCCCCUGUUAUUGAAAGCUCUAUUAUCUGAUAUGAGAAGCUUUGUUGGAAAUUCCACGUCUGUAAAAUUUUGCUGCAGUGAAAUUAUUAUUGCUCUUUAUCCAUUUCCUAUUGCAGCCAACAUGUUCACCAAUGAACGGAGACAAGAAGAGCGCACUGGGAAAUAUGGAACUCCCAGGAUGCAAUAUCUUCAGGAAUUGGUCUCACAGUUUCAGAAUGCAUCUAAUGAAGAAUCAAAAGAGAAGAUUGUUGCUAAUUUAGCAAACUUUGCUUAUGAUCCUUUCAAUUACACCUUUUUACGCCAGCAGUUAAAUGUUUUGGAACUUUUUCUUGACUGCAUAACAGAGCCCAAUGAGAGGCUUGUGGAGUUUGGCAUUGGGGGAAUCUGCAAUUCCUGUGCUGAUCCAGCAAAUGCUGCAGUUGUUACUCAGUGUGGGGGGAUCCCUCUCGUCAUCCAAUGUUUAUCUAGCCCUGUUAGAAACACUGUAAAUUAUGCUCUUGGUGCACUUUACUAUCUCUGCAAUGAAUUGAAUAAGGAAGAGACUUUGAAACCCGAAGUAGUCGAUGUCAUCAAACGGUAUGCUGCAUCUGGCGCAAUUAGCGCGAGCUUUAGUAAUUUGGCUCAUGCAUUUUUAGAUAAGCAUGUCUCUGAGCUCGACUAAAGGCCUCUGCACGUGAUUAACCCAAUCUCAUUGCAUUGAUGUUCUAAAUUGGAUCGCAAGUUUUGCGUACACCUUGAUUGUCACUAUCCUCAGAUGCUUGCUUAUGUAGAAUUGUUAAUCUGCUGUCAUCAUUCUAUUCAAUUAACCGAAGUUAAGAAAGCCCAGCUAGUAAAUUUCACAGCCAAAUUUCUUUUUGUUAUUAUUUAGUUGUUACUAUUCUGUAAUUUUUGAUUCUGAUUUCUCUUUUACCCUGUUAUAUUUUUGAGUUUGUUAUAAAAUUAUUUAAGCAAAAGCUGACUUCUAACGAAGUUUUGUGCUAUUUUAA